AUGGCAUGGCCGGGGGUACACGCCUUGUUGAUCCCUUCCGGUGUAAAGGAGGAAGAAGAAACAGAGAUCCGCUCCCCAAAGCGACGGUACUCGGGGGAAGGCAAAGGGCCACAAGAGGUACAAUACAAAAAAACCUUCUUUUUUGUAAAAUGCCGCCCUUGGUACCUUAGUGUUAUUCAUAUAAUCGUCGCCUACCACUAG
This is a messenger RNA of Nannizzia gypsea CBS 118893, 201 nucleotides long. RefSeq lists its product as hypothetical. Bases 1 to 201 code for a protein of 66 amino acids. The record is from RefSeq and is a predicted model, not a curated record. The transcript has 4 exons. Lineage: Eukaryota; Fungi; Ascomycota; Eurotiomycetes; Onygenales; Arthrodermataceae.